Messenger RNA from Rhagoletis zephyria (snowberry fruit fly), 2598 nucleotides. NCBI's taxonomy places the organism in Eukaryota, Metazoa, Arthropoda, Insecta, Diptera, Tephritidae. The record is from RefSeq and is a predicted model, not a curated record.
ACCAAGAGCAGCACCAGCCAAGCAGUCGCAGCUACACCAGCUACAACUAGUGCCGUCGAUUCAUCUUGCGAGCAACAGCAGCAGCUGACCAAGGAGUGCUCAGAAUCCAGCGAAGCCAUUGCCACUGAAGCAGCAGCAUCUAGCGAUCAAUCAAUGGACGUCGACGUCGACUCGAAGACCAAGCCAAACGGUGCCGUAAAUGGCGGCAGCAAGUCAUACACACAGCAGAAUGGUACCGGCGAGUCCGUUUGCAAGAUUUGCAGCAAACAUGUCUAUCAAAUGGAACAGAUCAAGGCGGAGAAGAGCGUCUUUCACAUGGCCUGCUUCCGCUGUCAGGAGUGCAAAAAACAGCUAAAGGUGGAUUCGUAUUCCUCUCACGAAGGCGUCAUGUACUGCAAGCCCCACUUUAAGCAACUCUUCCAGCCGAAGCCCGUUAUUGUGAAUGAUUCCAGCGAACCAAAGACACCAACUCCUCGUAAAUAUGAACUGAUUAUCGCGGAGAACACGCCACAGGAAUUGCCGGCUGAUGUCGUUCGCUCGAGCACCAGACAGGAAGACGUUUUUGAGAAUAUAAACCUCGACCUUAGCAACAUCAGAAAUCGUUUCGAGAACGGCGCUCGCGACAGCAACACCGACGCCAUCGUCAGCCACAGCAACGGCAGAAAGGCGAGUGGCGAGAAGCUGAUCACUCGUUCGGAGAGCAUCCACAAGAUUAUGCAAAAGUACCAAAGCAGAGUCGCAGGAGAUAAAGACACUACUAGUUCUGACGAGGAAGACAACCACUCCGCCAAGUCCGCCGACGAGCAGCAUCUGCAGCAGCAGUCGGAAAAGCAGUCAUCGCCAAAAGUGUCCUUCAGUGGCAUGUCAGCGCUGAAAACGCAGUGGGAAUCAGGUAGCAUCAACGCCAACAAUAAAAGCGAAAAGGAGCGCGUCGAGGAGGAGCUGGCCGAACUGAGACAGAAGGUGAAAACCUCGGAGCCGUUGAAGCAGGCGUACGAACGGGCCGUACAGGAGGCGAAAAGUGUGGAGAACUUGGCGGCGAAGAGCCACAGCGACAAUCUCAUUCUCGAGCACAGCUCGGUGAAGGCCGGAUCGCUGAAGGAGAAAUUUGAGAAGGGCAAGGUCGACGCUGAACAGGAGGUGGUGGACCGUGCCGAGCGAGAGCGCAAGGAACGCGAAGAGGAGAUCAGCCGCAUUGCCGUCAGUGAGACGUGCACGAAGGAGGCCCGCAACAAGUUCAAGCAGAUUGAGGCGAACAUGGGCAAGGACCAGGUGGUGCCCACGAACGGAGGUGGUGGAGGUGGUGUCCACGGCGAGGACACUAUCAGUUCGAACGAGCUUCAGCAACGUAUAAAGAACUUUGAGAACUUCAAGGACAACCAGUCAGCCAAUGCCAAAGAGGGAAGUGAUGAGAUUGACGCCAAUGUGGACGACAUUCCCAAGGCUGACACCACCAAGAAGAUGCUCGACAAGUUCAAGGCCCUCGAGGCGGGCCAGUCGGGCAACGGCGGGCCCAGCAAUGGCGCCCCCAAGUCGCCCAUUCGCAUUACGCCGCCCAGGGAGACGGCCGCCAAGUCGCUCUACGAAAGCGAGCCUGCCGCAGAGAGGGACCCGAAUAUUGUCCGCUCCAGCUACAAAACGGAAGACGACAUUCAAGUGGAGCCGGAGAAGGCGAAGAAUCUGCGCGCCAAGUUUGAGAACUGGCAAACGGAGAUUGAACGUGAGGGCCGCAAGAGCGAGAACGAGGAGGAGUACGUGCCGAACAUUGACACCACCAAGAACCUGAGGGCCAUGUUUGAGUCGAUCAAGGACGAGUACAAGCCGGCGGAGAAGCCGCGACCUCGCGUCAACCGAUUUGUGGAGAACAAGGCACCUCCUGGCGAGACUUGCUACGUUUGCUCUUCCCGACUUUAUCCAAUGGAGAAGAUGGAGUUUAGCGGUAUCAAGAUUCACAAGAACUGCUUCCGGUGUAACAAGUGCCACGCUCCACUGAGACUCGACAACUUUACUGUCACCGCCGAGAAGCUGUUUUGCAUUCCCCACUUUAAGCAGCUCUUUAUGGAGAAGGGCAAUUACGAUGAGGGCUUUGGCCUGGAGCAACACAAGGACAAGUGGUCCAACAAGAUGGCCACCACCGCCGGCGGCACCACGGCCACCACCACCAAUGGCCAGUCUGCCACCAACGGCCAGAGCAAUGGAGAAGAGAAGCUGGAGAAUGGUGAUGGCGAGGAGACUGCUGCUGAUCUUCUGGUUGAGACAACUGGCAAAGCAAUUGCCAAUGGCAAUGGCGUCCACCACGAUGAUGAAGAAGAGGAGGUGGAGGGCGAAGGUGAGCUUCUGCAGCAGCAGAAUGGACACCACCACAAUGGAGGAGGAGGAUCAGUGGAGGACCACCUCUCCACCGAAGGUGAUGACGAGCAGCAGUACGUCCAUGAAGAGCAGCCCGUAGAGGCGGAAGUUCAGCCGAAGCAGCAGCCACUGCUGCAGAAUGAUGACGAUCUGGACGUACUGCAGCAGCAGGUGGGUCACCUGGAGCUGGAGCACGGCGAGGCCAUUCUCGAUGGACCGAUUGCCCUGCCGGUGGACAACCAGGCCUAG